Molecule: messenger RNA, 2793 nt
Organism: Portunus trituberculatus (swimming crab)
Lineage: Eukaryota; Metazoa; Arthropoda; Malacostraca; Decapoda; Portunidae
Gene: Exo70
Product: exocyst complex component 7-like
Biological process (GO): exocytosis
Cellular component (GO): exocyst
Molecular function (GO): phosphatidylinositol-4,5-bisphosphate binding
Source: RefSeq, a predicted model, not a curated record
CACCGUUACAGAGGCUGUCAUUAGAGAGUGGAGACAAGUGUCAACAAAAGCUAGGCCAAGGAGUGCGCCGCCCACUGCCUUCCCGCUGGUAGCCACGAUGAUGAUUGAGCAGAACGUGGAGAAGAAACUGAACGUCACCAAACAACUGGAGAAAGAAGUCAAUCAAUUAGCAUCUGUGCGAGAUGUACUGGGACGCUCCAGCCAGGUGGCCACCAAUGUGGGAAACAUCCUGGACUCUUUUGAACACCGUCUGGCUCGGCUUGAAACGACCAUCUUGCCCCUCUACCAGCAGACUGGCAACCUUCAGCGUCGACAACUCAAUACAGAGAAGACAUUGCAAGAAUUAGACCAUGUGAUUGGUUACUAUAACGUGGCUGGCCAAGUGGAGAGUGUGGUGAAGGAGAGACCCAGCAGCAUUGGGGUGCCUCAGUACCUCCAGGCCAUGGACCGCCUAGCUGAAACCUGCAGAUACUUUGAACAGAAUAAACCUGAAAGCGUAGAAAUUAAGAAUCUGACUUCUCUAUUUGAAAAUGGGACUGAUGCUCUGGGCAAAGAGUUUCGAUAUGAACUCAUGAAGUACCAGAAACCAGUGCCACCAGUGGCCACCCUGGAGCUGCUGGAGGAGGAAGAAAUAAAUGAAGAAACACUAAGUGGUGUUGAACUUGUUCCUCCUGGUGUGCGAGAAGACUUGAGAGCCAUUGCAGCCUGGCUAGACAAACACAAUAACACAGACAGGCUCACUGUGUAUGCAAAACUGCGUUCAGAUACUCUUAAACAGAGUCUAAGGGCCCUGCGAGACUAUCACAGCAGCAGCAUGGAGCGAGGGCAGGGCACAGGGUCACUGAAUUCACCUGGACCUCUUCGGGGGAGACUGACUAAAGUGGACAGUACCAGCAAGAGUCGAACAUUAAAGAUUUCAAACAAGGCAAAGAUACUGCAAAAAGCCAUCACGGGCCAUGUGUCCUCCCGCAGACAAGGUUCUCCUGGACAUUCUUCAUACAUGCAUGGCACCCUCACCUCCCCGCAUGAAUUGUUUCCUGAAGUCCGGGUCCCAACUGAAGGCUUGGAGGACAUAGAGGUUGAACUUUACCUAAACCAGGUUUCUGCAUUACACUGUCUAGCAUUUGCAGAGUACCUUCUUGCUCAGCAGCUUGUUCCCGAAGACAGAGUUACUCGUACAUUUGAAAUGAUCCUCAAGGAACCAAUGGACCAACUGGUCACAGAGGGAGAGGGUUUAGCAACUCAAGCUCGAAAGAGUGUGAGCCGAGGGGACUACCAGGCAAUGCUGUCAGUGCUGGCCAUGGUUCGCCACGUCACCAACAUCCAGCCUGAGUAUGACCGUCUCCUGACCAACUGCCAGACAUCUAUUAGAGCCAAAUUUGCUGCAAUUAUCCACAUGUUGCAAGAAACUUGUGUGAAGGCACUGGAAGGCUUUGUGGAUAGUGUGAAGAGUGAUGGUGAGCGAGGGCUGCCCAAGGACGGAACAGUGCACCAAAUUACCAAUGAUGCUCUUAGAUUCACGAAGCAGUUGCCGGAUUAUGCCCAGACACUUGCACCAAUUCUCCAGAGGGACACAGUCCUCACAAGCUCACUCUCCAAUCUACCCAGGAAUGCAGAUGCUUCUCUCCAGGCUAAGGCUUUACUUGGCGCUUAUGUCAAGAGAGUGUUGGCGAACCUUUGUCUGGCCUUCGUUAGCAGAAGUGAAACCUACAGUGAUGGGACUUUAAGGGCAAUAUUCCGUCUCAAUAACUACAACUACAUUCUAAAUACACUCAGUAGUUCUAAACUGCUCAAUUUAGUGGCUCUUGUUGAACCUCAGUGUGACAAAAUGUACAGUGAUCAGAUUAUGGAGCAGAAAAGAUUAUAUUCCCAAAGCUGGAGUCGUGUUCUCCAUUACCUGAACCACGAAGAUGUGCCACUUUCUGUCAUUCAGGCCGGCAAGCUGCGGGACAAAGACAAACAGCUUAUUAAGGAUGCGUUUGCUGGCUUCAACAAGGAGAUGGAGGAAAUGUCUCGAGUGCAGCGGAGUUAUUCCAUCCCUGACCGAGAUCUGCGGGAAAGUCUCAAGAGGGACAAUAUGGAGUACAUCCUGCCAAAAUACCAGGCCUUCUAUGACAAGUAUGUCAAUGUUGCUUUCACAAAGAACACGGAUAAGUACAUCAAGUAUACCCCUGCAGACGUCGCUAAUAUGGUGGACAAGUUCUUUGAUGUAGCAGCAUAAUUCAAAUAGACAUAACUUCAAUACUUUCAGAAGCAGACAUGCUCAUUUUCUAUUUGAAAGUUGAACUCAUUUACAAAUAUGGAUCUGGUAUUACCAAGUAUGUAUGCAAAGUAGACAUUCCCUUGAAUAUUCUUGUCCAUCAAAAAAUAGUGUGCUUUAAUUUUUUCAGUAAACAUAUAUGUAAGCAACCUUCAUUUUCCAAUGUGAUGCUGAUAUAAUUGGUUACUUUUAGCAUGGUUCCAUACAUCACAAAGGAGGAGUGUUGUAGUGAAAUGAAUGCCUUCUUUGUUAAUUUUAUAUAUAUUUUGAGUUUUACUGAACUCCUAAAAAUUCAAUUAGUACAUGUAGGUAAAAUACUAGACACAGAAUCAAUAGAUGAAAGAUACUCACACUCUUGUGUCUCCUAGUAUUCAAACAGCAUAGCAAUGGAAACUGUGUAGGAAGAAUCUGUCAUGUUUUAUUGAUAUUGAGGACAAUGAUUGUAGCUAUACAUUCCAGAGUGGAUGUAGAGCUUGUGAGGAUAUCCAGGUGCUGUGCCUUAAUUAGCAAUCUAUUAAAAGUACAUAAGUAAA